Messenger RNA from Necator americanus (New World hookworm), 321 nucleotides. RefSeq lists its product as uncharacterized. NCBI's taxonomy places the organism in Eukaryota, Metazoa, Nematoda, Chromadorea, Rhabditida, Ancylostomatidae. Bases 1 to 321 code for a protein of 106 amino acids. The transcript has a single exon. The record is from RefSeq and is a predicted model, not a curated record.
AUGAUAAAGACAGCUAACAACUCAGUUCUUUGUUUCACAUAUGACGCCGAUGAAAAGGCUAAACGUCAAGGUCUACGCAAGGUCGACUUUCAUAUUCGUGUGCAGGAAGAUAAAUAUAGAAAUCGUAGCGAAAGUCCUGAUCCUAAGGUACGAUUUGCACAUUCACAUCUAGCUGUGAGGUCCAAAAGAAGACUUGGAAGUAUCUUUGUUUGGCGAACUAGGCGUUUGUCCGGACUAAUCACUUUCGAUUUCACUGCCGCUCAAGGCUCCGAAGAAGACGAACUCAUGAGAAAGACAGUCGAGAACAAGAAUACAAGUUAG